This is a messenger RNA of Sorghum bicolor (sorghum), 940 nucleotides long. RefSeq lists its product as uncharacterized. The record is from RefSeq and is a predicted model, not a curated record. The transcript has a single exon. The coding region runs from base 68 to 757 and encodes 229 amino acids. NCBI's taxonomy places the organism in Eukaryota, Viridiplantae, Streptophyta, Magnoliopsida, Poales, Poaceae.
UCCGUGUCCAAAACCAACUGCCGCCGCAUCGUCCCAAUCCUGGGAGGUUAGGGUUCGGUCGCGUGCAAUGGGGCGAUCGUCGGAGGAGGGGUCCCGUAGCCGCCGCAUGAAGUCGGAGGCGGCGGAGGCUAAGAAGGUUUCGUCGGAGGAGGGGUCCCUUCGCCCCCGUACCCGCAGCAUGAAGUCGGAGGCUAAGAAGGCUCCCCCAGAGGAGGGGACCCGUCGCCGUACCCGCAGCAUGAAGUCGGAGGCUGCGGAGGCUAAGAUGGCGUCGUCGUCGGAGGUCUUCAGGAUCCUGAAGCUGGAGUCGGAGGAGGAUCGUAAGAUCCUGAUGAAGGUCAAGUCAGAGGAGGGAAUGAUCCUGAAGCUCAAGAAGGAGUACGUGGCGGCGAUGGAGGGGAGACCAGUCCGCCCUACCGUGGUCCCCAAGGUGACGGCGGCCCAGCCGGCCGGGAAGAAGACGAAGAAGGUGCUGGUCAAGAAGUUGAGGAUGAUGACGAAGGCGCAGAUCGACUUUAUCAGGGCAAUGGCCACACAACCCUGCGCGACCAGUAACCUCACUGAAGACCAGCUGGCUGAGUAUCCAGAGAGUUUCCAAUGCAGCAUGCGCCAAUCUAUCCUUGUCAGGCACACAAGGCUUGCCUACAUGGAGGCCCUCAUCGACCAGCAAGAAAAAUUUGGCUACGCGGUGGACGAAUCAGAGACCGAGGUCACUGACGACGAAGGAGACGCUGUGGUGGAGGUGGAGAACUACUGAAGUCGGGAAUCAAUCAGCUUUUUGUAUGCGCGCGCGAGAUGCAGCCUUCGUGUCCCUUUGUGUUAACCACCUACCCUAAGCUAUUAUGUAUAAAUUCGGUGUAAUCCGCUCGAACCUCCUGUUAUUUGCUACUGGUUUUCCUAAUGUUAUUCACCAUCCUGAUGCUUAUCAUCGCACCUUGCA